Vombatus ursinus (common wombat) is the source of this 1002-nucleotide messenger RNA. RefSeq names its product olfactory receptor 4A15-like. Gene Ontology annotation, molecular function: olfactory receptor activity; G protein-coupled receptor activity. Gene Ontology annotation, biological process: G protein-coupled receptor signaling pathway. The transcript is spliced from 2 exons. Gene Ontology annotation, cellular component: membrane. The record is from RefSeq and is a predicted model, not a curated record. Lineage: Eukaryota; Metazoa; Chordata; Mammalia; Diprotodontia; Vombatidae. The coding region runs from base 49 to 1002 and encodes 317 amino acids.
UCCUGUAGGGUAAGACAGAUUUCCAUACCCACCCCACCCAAAAAAAACAUGGAAACCAGAAACAAUGUCACCAAGUUUGUCCUCCUGGGGCUUACCCAGAAUCCAGAGGUACAAAAAACACUAUUUGCUGUAUUCUUAGUUAUCUACAUUUCAACUAUAAUGGGCAACAUUCUAAUAAUCCUAACUGUCAUUAGAAGUAAGAGCUUGAGGUCCCCUAUGUACUUUUUUCUUGCCUUCUUGGCAUUUGUAGAUACUCUCUAUUCCACUGUCAUUGUCCCUAAAAUGACCCUAGACAUGCUCCAUGAAAGGGCAACCAUUUCUUUCCAAGCUUGCAUGGUGCAGCUCUUUUUGGAACACCUAUUUGCUGGGGCUGAAAUUUGCCUCCUCGUUUUUAUGGCCUAUGAUCGCUAUGUAGCCAUCUGUAAACCCUUGUAUUACUUAGUCAUUAUGAGGUGGCAGGUAUGUGUUCUAAUUGUGGUGGCAUCCUGGAUUGGAGGUUUCAUGCAUUCAAUAGUCCAGCUCCUUUUUAUUGUUAGUCUUCCAUUUUGUGGACCCAAUGUAAUUGAUCACUUCAUUUGUGACAUGUAUCCUUUGUUGAAACUUUCCUGCACAGAUACCUAUAUAAUCGGCAUCUCAGUGGUUGCAAAUGGAGGAUUAAUGUGCACAAUUUUCUUUUUGCUGUUGCUUCUCUCCUAUGGGGUCAUUCUCCACUCUUUGAAAAGGCAAAGUCUGGAAAGUCAACAAAAAGCCCUUUCUACUUGCACCUCCCACAUCACAGUGGUUGUCUGCUUCUUUAUCCCUUGUAUUUUCACAUAUGUUAGGCCUGUCUGUACCUUCUCCUUUGAUAAAUUUGUAAGUGUGUUUUAUACAACCAUCACUCCUAUGCUGAACCCUUUGAUCUACACCCUGAGAAACACAGAGAUGAAAAAUGCCAUGAGGAAGCUUUGGAACAGAAAUGUGAUGUCCAGCUGUAAGGUAAUGGAUAUCCUGGCCAAGCAGUGA